AUGGCUGGUGAGGACUGGCCGGUGACGAGGGAGAUCACCCCACCCAGAAGCCCACCGAAGGAGCGCUGGUGCUGGGACUUUGCAGGUUUAGAGGGUCGAGAGGCCGCCAUCGAAAAACAGGUGUCUCCCCUACGGGUGAACCGAGACCAGUCGUCUGGUACCCGCCCCAAGCCCAGUACCUUCCAGUAUCUCCCGUCUCUACCGCUGUACCGCAUCCAUACCCUUACGUACUUUGCCUGUAUGUAUGUACCUCUAGGGUAA
This is a messenger RNA of Aspergillus welwitschiae, 261 nucleotides long. RefSeq lists its product as uncharacterized. Lineage: Eukaryota; Fungi; Ascomycota; Eurotiomycetes; Eurotiales; Aspergillaceae. The record is from RefSeq and is a predicted model, not a curated record. Bases 1 to 261 code for a protein of 86 amino acids. The transcript is spliced from 2 exons.